Messenger RNA from Cynoglossus semilaevis (tongue sole), 1065 nucleotides. It is a transcript of the gene c8h22orf15, whose product is annotated as chromosome 8 C22orf15 homolog. The record is from RefSeq and is a predicted model, not a curated record. Bases 550 to 993 code for a protein of 147 amino acids. The transcript has 5 exons. Lineage: Eukaryota; Metazoa; Chordata; Actinopteri; Pleuronectiformes; Cynoglossidae.
GGGUGUAGCUGAGGGUGUAGCUCUCCCUGACCCCACACUGGGACUGUCUGUCUUUAAUGACAUCAGGCUGAAGGUAAACCUUGGUUCAGUCCAGCAGUGUUAAAGCCAAACAUGGAUUGGUUCCAGUGUUUGGCGGGAAACGAUAAAACCCUUCUUUUUUGUUCUUUGGUUAGUUUUGACGUCACUGUGUAAAAAGUAGCAGCAGAGUCCAGGGUUUCCACAGCAGUAAAGCCUGCGUCUGUGGAGAAACUCCAUGGACACCAGAAACACUGAGCCUCAUUCAGGGGUUUUAUGGACCUCAGCUUAGAAGAGAUCCAAACUGUGUGUGUGUGUGAGUGUGUGUGUAAGUUUACUGUCUCUACAUUAUAAAGGUGUUGGUGUUUGCAGCCUCUAACUAAAGGCCAGCAGACCUUGUCAGAAAAAAGUCGUCUUAUUUCCAUGCUGCACCUCAUCAGUGAUUGGGCUUAAUGGAAUAAACUGUUGUGUUGACCUUCUGAUAGUUCCAGGUACCAGAGCCAGUGGAAUCUGUGCUACGAACAAGACCCGGACAUGUUUGUCACUGUUCUGUUUGGAGACAACAGAAUGGAGUUGUGCAAUCUCAACUGCAGGCUGAGUGACUUGAUUCAACAUAUAAAGGGAAAGUGUGGUCUGGACUCCACAGAGUGUGUGGACCUGAUGGACAGCAGUGGUGCAGUGAUGAACCUGCAGGAGAAGCAGCACAGUGGAGCUCGAGCCAGCAGUGUCCUGCAGCAGAGGCAGUACUACGUCCUCCUGAGGGUCUGCAAAGACGACGUCACUGGAAGUCCAAAAUAUGUUCCUCUCUUAAACAGCUGCAGUCAAAGUAAACCUGAGUUCGUAGAACUAAUGAGGAAAUUGUCACACCUCAAGAACGCAGACAAAUCGUUAAGAAGAGGAGGGAGAAGGACGCAGAGAAGCAAACCUGGAAACCAAACCAGGAGUAAAGCUGCGCCUGCAAACAACAAGUUACGUUAAUAAAUAAUGAUUUCAACGGACAUAUUUAUUCAUUUUUGUAUUUAAUCUACGUCUAAAUCUAGGUCAAAAUCA